Culicoides brevitarsis is the source of this 2407-nucleotide messenger RNA. RefSeq lists its product as uncharacterized. The transcript is spliced from 6 exons. Lineage: Eukaryota; Metazoa; Arthropoda; Insecta; Diptera; Ceratopogonidae. The record is from RefSeq and is a predicted model, not a curated record. Bases 89 to 2212 code for a protein of 707 amino acids.
AGCAUGAACAUCAAAUCAAAACUUUAACUCAACUUGACAGAUUUUCUUUCCCUUCAUCAUCAUCAUUAUUCAAAAACUCAACAAAAAAAUGAGUUUUAUGAUGAAAAUUCUCUUCUUCAACCUUUUAUUGGUCCACAUGACACUUUCGGCGCCGCUUGCAUCAACAACAACAGCAACAGAAGCGAGCACCAGUACAAGUGACGACAUCAAUCAAAGUUCGCUUUCUUCUUCCACGUCCACGGCAGUCUCCGGCACAACCGAGAUAAGUCACGCAACUACAAAGCAAAACGUAGAUAAUACAAAAGAAAUUAAUGAUAAAACGGGUACUUUUAAUAAAAUUAAUAGUAAUAAGAUAAAUAAUUACGAUAACGAGACGGCAGAAGCGAACGAAAUAAAAGACGAAAAAUACGAAAAAACCACUGUCGCCGUGGAAAAUGUGUCGCCGCGUGUCCCUUUAAUUAUUUUCGAGACGCAGAACAAAAGUGACCCGGAUUCGUAUAUCGAUGUCAUUAGUGACAAAGACACUACGAUCGAGAUAACGCUCACGUCGGACGAUGAAACGCCCGCAGGAGCAGCACCAGCGCCAUCUUCCGACGAUUACGAGUCACAAAUUCUCUCGUCGAUGUACACGACGCGUCUUCCCCCGGCCCCCGCUUCUCUUCUCGGCCUCAGCAACAACGAGGACGAGAUUAAAAUCAAAACCACCGAUAAAGAUUCCGACACGGUGUUCCUCAUUUCGAACACGGAAGUGAAAAUGAUGGAAUCCAAUCCGACCCCGUUUCCCCCGAUGAACUUAAACAACAACGAGGGUCCCAAUUUUAAUCCGAUUUCGUCGAUCGAGGAUGUUGUCAUCGAUUUCGCCUACAACAAGUCCUUUUCGAAUCCAAUGAGCAUCGAGCCAGAUAUCGUUCUGUCGUCGUUGAACACUUAUGAGAACGAAUACACGCGAGAGACGAUGCCUCUUAUUCGGGCAGUGGAUAGUGGUUUUCAGGAAACGAUUAAUUUCCAGGAUACGGAGCCGCAAUACGUGAAUCGACUCGUGAAAGAUGGCAGUUUGCAUAUAAAUACGCCGACGAAUUUGACGGUGCCGAGCAAUUUAACGAGAGAUGCGGAAAAUGAGCUCGUUUUGAAGAAUUUGACCGUGCCAUAUGAGCAAUUUGGAGGCAAUACAACAAUUUUCUUGGAUGCGGAUGCGAAUAGCAUUUUCAGUGGUCUCGAUGACUUCCAAACAGUAGUUGUGGCGUGUCUUCUGACUCUCAUCCCGCUCAUCCUGUUAGCAAUUCUCGCAAUCGCCAUUCGGUGCAUUUGGCAAAAAUACCGUCGAGAUUACGACACCGGAAGUGUACUCCUCGGCGAAUAUAAUAGUGAGUGCCAUCAAAAUGCCAAACCAAAUGAAUCAAUAACAGUAGAUAUCCAGAAAAAUAACGCCGUUACAGCCCAAGAUGAUACCACAACAAAUACCACAAAUAGUAAGCCCAAUUCUAUUAUAACCACAAACAAUACGCAACAAACCGUAGUGACAGACGAUAGUAAUAAGUGUCCAAAUAACUGUACAUCAAGAAAUGGAUCAAUUAUUAAGAUGACAAUGCAGAAUAAUCAUUUGAUUGUUGAAACUGAGGAAAGAAAUGACAUUUCACGGGAUGCGCGCGAGACAAAAUUAACGUACACAUCGCCGGAUAAAGACGGAAUUUUUAUUGUUGCGGCGACAAGAGGUGCUGACCAACUGGAGUCAUUGAAGACAAAUAACAUUUUAAAAGCAAAGCAAGACGAAAAAUGCGAAUUUCAUGAAAAGUGUGCGUCUGCGGAUGUGGCUGCCAAAGAAGAAGUUCAAAUCCAUUCUCAACCAGAUCUAAUUCAACGCGUUGCCAGCCCAAAGCUCAUUGCCCAAACGGGCCUCACGCAAUCCGAUCAAAGUCUCAGCUCAGACUCGAAUCAAAACUACUCUUAUGGCACCCAAGUAGCUUACAAUGAGACCACAGCGCGACGUUUUACGCGCCCGCUGCAACACCAACCUUUGACCAACGGAUAUGGCGGCACGACAAGUCAAUUAAAUGGUCACGUGAGCAGCAACAACAAUGAAGAUGUCGCUCCCAUCGCCACAUCCGAAGUCACAAGCGACGAGGAAAAGUGUAAUAAUAACGAAAGUACGUCCAACAAGCAACAAGUAACUGAUGCAACUCCUCCCCCACCUCUUCCAGAUGUAGUUGUUUAAGAUCCGCAUCGUCGUCGUUUCGUCCGCGCUUUAAAUGUGUUAAAUUUUUAUGCAACUUCUUGAUGAUAAUAAAGCAACAUGAUGAUAAAAUAUAACCAAAAAAAAAAAGUAAAAAUAAAUAAAAAGAAGAAAUGGAGUGAUAUAAAGUAGUUUUGCGUAUUAAUAAUAAAAAAAUAAAAAGUAGUACCUUUUUUA